This is a messenger RNA of Klebsormidium nitens, 6721 nucleotides long. The record is from the annotation of a GenBank genome assembly. NCBI's taxonomy places the organism in Eukaryota, Viridiplantae, Streptophyta, Klebsormidiophyceae, Klebsormidiales, Klebsormidiaceae.
CAAUUCGCGUCUUCGCUCUUUGCUAGGAUCUCUUCUCAACCGAUGUGUCUUGGUUUGUACCUUCAUGUUAGCGCUAGCUAGCAGAAAUGGACGACCCAGACGACGAUUGGGAUGUCGAGGCAGAGCUUCAAAAACAAUUGGAUGCAUUGCAGACUCCAACAGAUGGGGAGCAAACGCCUUCUUCCUUUUCUUCUGAAGAAAGGCUUUGUGGAGCCAAUGAAACGGCGCAUAGCUUCGCUGAUCGUAGUGCCCUUUCUGACGGUGCAUCAGAAGCAGGAGCGGUGGACCAGCAGGCCCGCAAUGACGGUGUUCAGAAGAACAAGAGCUCAUUCAUAAAGUUGGAGGCUCUCCUGAAAGAAAGGGAAAGGAAGCUGGAUGCUUUUCACCUGUCGCUUGGUGAGGUGCUCAAAGAGAGGGCUCAACCCACGGAAGAAGGGUCGGAAGGGCCGAAUAGACGUCAAGCUGCCGCUUCCUCUGAGCUGCUUCACCCCAUCUCCUUUCACGCUCAAACUGAGCCUUUUGCAAAAUACGUAGCAGCUGAGCCACGGUCAGAGCACACACCUGCCAUCGAACCCCAGCUAGCUGCACCAGUCUCACAAAACUCAUCCCCACCAUCAAAAGAAAAAAUAGAUCGAGGGCCUGACGUUGUCUCCACAUCCUGCGUUGAGGGCAGCUCUCGAGAUGCUUCUGCAAGCAACCUAUGGGGUCCGCAACAAUCAGCCAAUUCGGAGGGGUGGUACAAUGCUGAGGCCACCACCAAAAGUAGCCCAAGCGCUGGAGGUGUAUCUGCGCAAAGACUUUUGGUGCAAAUGAACCCUGACUCUGAGGGGAACAGCCCCUCGCCAGUUGCUCAGCAACCGUCUCGAUUGAACCUGGAGCCUCUAGAUGCCAACCAGGCUGGGACAGCCAUGCAGCAGAAUAUGAAGAGUGGUGCAAAGAGAGGGGCGCUGCAAGGUGCGACGGAACUAGAGCGCAGGGAAAUGCAAGAAGUUGAAGAGGCACAAAAGGAAGGCACAGUGGCGCCAGCCAGGGACUUGCGAGCAGAGAUCCUGGACCUGGAUUACCAAGUCCAGCUGGACUCCCUCCAGCACCACCACGACAGGAUGACGUCAGCAAUUGAGCUGGCGCGCCGAGAGGAGCUGACUCGACAAGCGGACGAGGCAGCACGGGAGCAAGCUAGGCGCGCAGCCGCAGAAACUGCGACGAGGAGAAAGGAAGAGGAGCGGAGGCAGCGGCAAGAAGAGAGGGAACGGCGACUACAGGCGAUCCAAGCGCAACUAGAGCGAGCCGCAAGGGAAGCCUUUGCAGCCAAGCGGAUCGUCCGGGCAUACAGGGCCUACCGGACACGCGUCCGAAUCUGCGCCGCCGUCCGUAUCCAAGCUGCCGUUCGGGGGUGCCUUGCACGGCGAAAGUACUUCCUCUCGUGCAGAGAAAACGUCACCGAGUUGCUAAAGCGCUGCGAAGCCCGGAAUGACGUCAGGGGCCUCGAGCGAGGGAGGGCGCGCGCGCGCGCCAUGGGGCUCGGUGACGAAGCGGAAGCCGCCAUCGGAAGGACGCGCUCGCGCGUGGAGGAGGCACGUGCCGCCGUGACGUCAGCGGCGGCUGACGGCAGCCGGGACGAGUUCGAGCGCGCACGAGAGUGGGCGAUCAGCGCAGGGGUGGCGCAGGCGGAGAUCGCUGCCGCUGAAGCAAAUUUUACCGAACGGGUUUCGGCGAAGCUCGCCGGCAUCGAGGGCGGCAUUCAUGAGGGUUUACCGCUCGUAAACCUCCUAGCCCUCAUGCGGGACGCGCGAUCUCUCGGUGUGAAUAAAGGGCGACUCGAUCAAUUUGAGAGAGAUGUCGUAACGAGGGACCUCGCAGCGGUUCGGGAGCUGCAAGAAACGGCCCAGUCGGGAAGCUUUAGAGGUCCCAGCGGGUUCGAGGAAGCCGUGCGGAAGGCUAGAGGGUUUGGGCUGCUGGACGAGGUUGACGACGCAGAGGAGGUUAUGAACCUCAGGAGAGAACGGGUUUUGGAGGGGCUAACCCGGGUUAUCGAGCUGCAAAUUGGGGGUCAGGAAGACUUAACCCGGUUGGUUAGCGAGGCGCUCAGGUUGGACAUGGGCGACGCGGCGAGGGCAGCGGAGAGCAGGUGGGAAGAUCAGGUCAAGAUCUGGAUUAACGAGCUGACCCAGGUUGCCAAAACGGGUUCUAGAGCCCGCUUUGUGUCGCUGACUCGAGCAUUGCGGCAGAGGGGACGGAACGACGGAAUCGAGUCCGCAAAGGCGGCGUUGGCGGAAAGGUUAGUUUUAACCAGGGAGGGGUUAGCGGCGGCUGCUGAGAGGGGGAGCAAAAAGGGAGUUGACAACUGGGUUAAGGAGGCGAGGGAGUUGGAUCUAGUGGGGGAGGUGAGAGAGGCGAAACGAGUGCAGGCGGCGAGAGUGCGUUUGGCGUUGGAGGCUUUUAAGACCGCAGUAAGAGGCGAAUGCGGCAGCGAAGCGGGCAUUCACACCAGCAAAGAGCAGCCGGGCAAAGCAGCUGGCGGGGAAGAGAAAGUGUCAAUAGCCGAACGGGAGGCCGUCGGAUUGGGCGUGCCGGAGAAACUGCUGGCGAAGCUGAGGGUGGCGAUAGAAAGGGAGAAAAGCGUGCGGCUUUGUCGGGACGCCGGCGGUCUCGGAGGGGUCUUCGAGCGCAAUACGAGGGGCGAGCCUAUGUCACGAGAGGAAGUUGCGGGUUGCGAUGCGGCGCGAGAACCUCAGCAUGACGUCAUCCUCACGGCGCUGGCCAUGGGUUCUCAAGGGAAGCAUCAGUUCCUCGCUAAUGCGCCGGGGGGGUGGAACAGCCUGAGUGGGAAGGGGGGGACGGUGGAUGCGUCGGCUGAUGCGCGAGUUGGUUCCGGUUCCGGUGGGCUAGAGGAUUCGAGUGUUUUGGGCGCAGAGAAAGGGGUACCCGUAUGGCCGUACCAAAUGGACUGGAGCGCAAUCGAACGGUUGCGAUGGAACUGGCAGCGGUCAGUUCGAUCUGCGCCGUCGAUCGCCGGGAAAGCUGAAAAGUGUGUACAUAGGCCGUUGGACAAGCAACCAAUGGAAGGCGAAGUCAGCGGCGAGGACGAGGGAGAGGGGGAUCCCUCCAGCGACGAAGAAGGAGACGUGGCGGCCCAGGACGGGCUGCGCUCCCGAAAGUCGCAAGCGGCGCUUGCGGCUCUUGACGCCAGUAUAGCUCGGACUGGGUCCGCGCUAACCGAAGCGGGUUCCGUGCUAACCAAGUCGCUGCUUGAAGCCUUCGCCGGAGGUUUGGGAGCGCUAACCGGGCUGCAAACCCUGGAUCUGGCGCUUGAGGGUUUGCGGAGUUUGGGUCCGAACGGACAGCUCGGAAAGUGGUGUCCGCAGCUGGCAUUCGUCCGGUUAGACGUCAACCGGCUGAAGACGCUCGAGGGGUGUCUGGAGGGUUUGGCGCGUACGCUCGAGACCCUGUCGGUUAGGGAUAACCAGCUGACGUCAUUCCGGGGGUUGGAAGGGUUGUCGGCUCUGCAGGUCCUGCGGUUAGACGCCAACCUCAUCAAGCGGGUCGACUUCGCCCGUAAGAUGGGCGUUGCUGACGUCAGCACGGGUGAUGACGCCAGCAGAACCGGUGAUGUCAGCAAGCCCGCGCCGUUCGCCUGGCCGUCGCUCACGGAGCUCGGCCUGUCGGCGAACCGCAUCGUCAGCGUCCAGGGUUUGGGCGGGGUUUGCGGUAACCUGGAGGUUUUGGAGCUGGCCGGAAACGUGAUCCGGCGGCUCGAGGGCGCGCUACAAGGGCUGCCGAGGUUACGUGUGCUCGACGUGUCUAGAAACCAGCUCCGCGGACUCUCCCUCUGGUUCGAGCUGCGCCACUGCCCGUUGCUGACGUCACUCGUGGCGUCCUCCAACAAGAUCACGGAGCUGCCCUCCCCUUCCGCCCUGCCGGGUUCCGUUCUGCUGCGCGAGCUGUGGCUGAACGGAAACGGUAUCCGGCGCCUAGACGCGCUGAGCUGGCUGCCGAAUUUGCAGAGGCUCUACCUGCAAGACAAUGCGAUUGAGGCCGUUGGACCUUUGUGGGGUUGCCUCAAUCUAGAGGUGCUUGACCUCUCCUUCAACUGCAUCUCCAACCCGGGCGAUCUACGCCACCUCGGUUGCCUCCGCUCUCUGCGUUCCCUUCAGCUUAACGACAACCCGGUAGCUUCCCCCGGUUCCUCUUACCCAUCCGCCGUCCUUUCCGCCGUGCCUUGGCUUCGCGAACUCGACAACGAAGCGGUCACCGAUACGCUGCGAGAAACCGUCCUCCGGAGCCUUUCUACCGGUCGCUCCGGCCUGCUGACGUGUCUGCUGGCGAGGCUGCCGUCAUCCGGGGGAUCCCCCCAGGGACAAAGAGUGAUCACGGUUUCUGAUGGGCCUGAUAGUAUGUCCGAGGAAGUGGAUCUGGACCCGGGGGUGGGUUCGCCAGCGGAAAUUGACCCCCCGGAACGAGUAAAGCUGCUCUGGGAGAGGGUGCUGCGGGCUGUUGAGCUCGGGGAGAGGGAGGGGCAUUUCGCCGGGCGGAGUUCCGCUGCCUCAUCCGCCGGAAUCCGGCACCAGCACUUCUGCGCGGAAUGGAGGGCUCGGCUCGCGCGUUCCACGCGGGAAAGCGCGGCAGCGGCCCCCACGAGCUCGCGGAGUGAGGUUUCCGUUCCGCCGGAAAGACCGGAAUCGGUCACGGCUUCGGAAGCCGGUAUUUCGGACGACGCUUAUGACGGAGUUGGGGGGAUCAAAGACGGGCUGUUCGUCCCCCCCGGAAACGGAAAAGCGCCAAGCCCGCUCCUAAAACAGCUUCAACAGUGCUUUCGAGAGCAUGUGCGAUUCGGGACGGAGGACUCAGACGAGUCCGGAAUUGCAAUCGUGCAACGGAACGAAUGGUACUUCGAGCAAGAGCAAAAAAGGAGAGUCGAGUUCGUCACGAAAGUCCAGGCGCUUUGGAGAGGCAGGCAGGCCCGGAUUCGUUCCGCUCAACUGGCGGAGCAGCGAAAGCUCCGCCAGAGGGCAGCGGAAACAGCGGCCGCGGUGCGCUUCCAGGCGCUCUGGCGGGGCUUCCGGGUGCGGCGAAUGAGGGGGCGACACGUGGCGCGAGAGGCCGCGGCGCGGACAGUGCAGGCGCGUUGGCGGGGCCACUUUUUGCGGAAGAAAAUUGAGCGCGCGAUGGCGGCCGCGAAGUACGUCGACGAAGACGACUUCGACUACGGCGGGGAUAUGGAGGGUUUGCUGACAGGGUUUGGGGGUUUAAGUCGGCCGGUCACCGCGCUAACUAGAGUGGGAAGCGGCGACAAACCCGGUCCGCCGUUGGUUGUGAAGAAGCACGGGUGGGUCGGGCCGGCGGAUCCGAGAGAAGCAAGUGAGCAACGGGACAUGAGCGACGGACGGGUUAGGGAGAGUUCGGGCCUUCCGGAAGUGAGGGGGAGUCCGCUGAUAACGAAGCUGGCUCCGCUGAUGGGGACGGAGCGGAACCGGAACGGAAAGGAAGGGGACGAGAACGGACUUGGCAGCCCUGCGACUGUACACACGUCGCAAAGGGCGACUCUCGAAGAGCACUCCCAAAAGCUGACGUCAGAUUCCCACAGGCUUGGGUCACCAGGUUUUGCUGCUUGGGAACGGUCCCCGCUCCAGCCCAUUCACACCAGCCCGCCUGCCCACAACAAGCCAAGUGGGAAUGGCCCCUCCAGCAGCAUAGUGCCGCUUCCUGCUCUCUCCCCCCCGCGAUCGUCCGACUCGUUCAGCCACAGCGAAAACGCGCGAGAGGGCCGCUUUUCGCUCCCGGAUAUCCGCUUAGGUUCCUCGCAGCCGGAGCCAGCCUGGCGGACCUCUAAAAGGUUCUCGGAGCCAGGAGGAAGGUCGUUGGGCGACCUUGAGGACCCCAACGAAUCAACCCCACGUCAGCUGGAUGAGGAGUCGAGCGUGCGGGGGUCCAUUCAGAGCACGCCACGUGGCCCCCACGUGCCCCGGUCGCAGCGGAAGCUGGAGAAGCAGCGGCAGAGUAUCUCGGAGAUUGCAACAGAAUGGGGUUUCAAAGACGAGGGCACCGCGGCUGCCGCGCUGAGGUCACGUGACCGUCUUCUGCGGAACGGUCAGUUGGAACGCCGCCAGAAGACUUUGCAAGACCCCGAGAAGCGGCUGCAGAUGUUCAAGGCGCAGGCCAAGCAUGGGCCCCGGUUGGGCACCCGGCCGUCUUUGCCAAAAGCGAGGCCGGCUUGGGCGACAGCGUCGGAGCAUUCGGAAGACGACCUUUCAUCGGACGGUUGAGACCUACUGUAAGACUCGGUGACGAUUCGAGCACCGUCUAGAUCAUUCUUCGUAGAAAGGGUUCGAGCAACGUCUAGAACAACUUGGUCAAAAAGUUCGUUGUCUCAGAGAGGUCUCAGGUCGGAAGCAAUAAGACAGUCUAUCCUCUACAGUCCGCACGCUAAACAGGUGAUCGCCUCUUUUUCUGUCACAUAGGAACGGAGGAGCUUAUGUAAAGAUCAUGCAUUUUGAGAGGGUCGUCCUUACUAACUGCAGGUCUGAUGUUUCUUGUCAAGGCACGUCGAUACCGCUGAUGCACGGCAAGACUUGACUUUACACCCAGCAGGUGAAUGCGAUUUUCACAUCGUAGCGGUAUCGACCUUCUCGUAAUAAUGACACGUCAAGGGCCACACAAUUGCUUGCAUAAGGCCGCGCAAUAGUGACAGUUGUACAAGAAUGAACCUAAAGUUCAACACCGG